Columba livia (rock pigeon) is the source of this 2507-nucleotide messenger RNA. RefSeq lists its product as uncharacterized. The transcript is spliced from 8 exons. Lineage: Eukaryota; Metazoa; Chordata; Aves; Columbiformes; Columbidae. The coding region runs from base 1020 to 1976 and encodes 318 amino acids. The record is from RefSeq and is a predicted model, not a curated record.
CUUUGGGCUCCUUUGCAAAACAAAUUUAUUUGCCUUGUAUUGCUGCUUUACCUCAGGUCUGUCUCCCUGUGGAGGUUUGGCCGCUGGGAUUUUUCCAGGAAGUUAAUAACAGAGCUUGAUUUACGCUGGGCUGUGCGGGCAGUUUGUGGGGGUUUCUCCAGCACUCUGGCAGCUCCUUGUGUCCCCUCCAGCCCCUCAGCUGGGGUUUAUUUUGCUAUGGAGUUGGCUGGUGUGACAUCUUUGCCUCGAACAGCCCUUUUUCUCCCGUCGCUGCGCUGGUUGCAUCUCCAGCUGCUGCGGAGCAGCAGGUGACAAAGCCCGGUGAGGGUUUGCGCAGCGGCGGUUGGCAGGGGUGGGGCUGGCAGCGGCUGCGAGCCCGUGCGGCGGGUACGGCGGCUGCACUCGGUGCCCGGACACACCGCAUCGCUGUGCCGGGGCUUCGGGGCGCAGCCGGACGGGACGAGUCUGGGCUCUCGGCUCUUUCCCUGCCCUGGGGUGAGUUGUUCUCCUCGGGAUGGGGUUGUUUCUGGUGGGUGCUCAUUCCUCGCCUGCCCUAGGGCUGGGCUGGGCUGGCACCCUGCGCAGUGAGGGUGUCCAAACCUGGCUGGGGUGGUGGCUGCCCCGCUUUAGAAGGGGAGAGAAACCCUGGGCAAGAGACGCAUCUGGAAAUGGGCAUUUUUCACACCAGACUUGGGUUUUCCACAGCAAGAAUUGUUAGGGAGAGUCUCCCUUGCCGCUCUGAGGGCUGGUGGCUUUGGGUCCUGCUGUGGUGGGUGCUGCUGCCGGUGGGUCUCAUCUUCAUUUGCAACAGCAUCAGCAAACCAGUGCCAGGCGUCAUCUGUAACCACCCUGCAGCUCUGCGUGCCCUGGGGAGCGUAACCACACCAACCGUGUUGCCGGCUCCCGCUCGCUGGCAGCUGCGCCGUGCCCCUGGGCCCGUGUCCUGGGGACUGUCCCCUCCUGCUGCCCAGCUCUGACCACGGCUCUUCCUGCCAGGUGGUGGGUGAAGUUGCAGGUGGAUGAAGAUGGCCAGUUGUCCACGGCUCGUCCUCCCUGUUCAAGGCCUGCUGCUCUGCAUCUUGGCUCUGCACCUCUGCAGCCAGGACCCUCUUGCUACCGCAGAGCACAACACGGUCACCAACGCCUCGGUGGUCACCAGCACCUCAGCGGUGGCCAACGCUUCAGUGGUGGCCAGCACUUCAGCGGUCACCAACGCUUCGAAGGUCACCAAUGCCUCAGUAGUCACCAAUGCUUCAGUGGCAGCCAACACUUCGAUGGUCAGCAAUGCUUCAGUGGUCACCAAGGCCCCGCUCACCUGCCAGAGCUUCCAGUGUUCCGGGGAGAGGUGCUACCAGGACAGAGCCCACGCCAACGAGACAGUGACCUGCCAGAAUGAGACUCGCUGCGAGCUUUACCGUUUCUCCAGCACGAACUACACGGCCCGGUGCAGCAGCGCGUGCAGCGCGGAGAUGUGCAGCGCCAACAGCACCGCGCCACGCUGCGCCCUGGACUGCUGCGGCUCCGCGCUCUGCCUGCGGCUCAACGCCAGCGCCUACGGUGACCUGCCACCCACCACCGUGCCACCCACGACCACCACCCCGCGAGCUCCCCCCCGAAAUGGGAAAGUGUGUGCAGCAUUCUCCUGUCACGGGGAUGGAUGUUUCAAAGGCAAGAAGACUCUUGCUAGAUGCAUUGUUGGACAAGACUUCUGUGAGAUGAAGAAAACGGGCUUGAAUUACAUGGCGGGAUGUAGCAGAGCCUGCAAGGCCGCCAAACCAGUCUGUGCCAGCGGGGUGAAGGCUGCCUGUUACCAGGAGUGCUGCCCCGCUACCAUGAAAGCCAGCUGCCUGAAACUGGAUGGCAAAGUUCACAUCAGUGGCGCAGGGCAGGUGACUCUGGCCCCGCUCGUGAAGCUUAUGGCGUGGGGGGCGAUUCUGCUCCUGAAUCACGGCGUCUGGGCUUCUCUCUGGGGGUGAGCAGCAGCCUGGGCGCUCCGCAGCCCGUUCUCCUGCAGCGCUUGGUAGGAUCCUUGUCUCUCUGACUUCAGCCCAGGCUGCCAUCCAACCCCUCUGGUGCGUCCCUGUCCCAGGAACAAGAUGGCCUGUGCAGGUGCCUCCUGUCCACGGGGUCACCCAAGGCCCCUGAGCCAAACAAAGUGGCAGCGGCUGCCGAUGGGCUCCGGUCUGGCUUAAAAACUAGAAAAUUCUGCCUUGACUGAAGGCACAGGGUCUGCUCUAGUUAAUAAUCUGCUUGCAGCGCAGCCUUUUUGGGUACACUCUUACUUGUUAGUUUAAAACCGCUCCGGUGUUGAGAUAUCUCUUAUCAGGGUAGGUAAAAUUAGUAACUAUGUUUCAACCCCCAACCUGUUGUUGCAUCACCCGGAGCUGGUGCACAGCUUGUUGGGCAGAAUUCACCGGUGUCAAUGCGCUGCUGGUUGUGCAAACACUCUCUCUGCUGUCUUCUGUCACUGUUGUAUCUUUAAAUAAAAGACUGCAAAAAUAGCAAAA